CAGGGGCGGACUGACCAUUUGGAAACUUGGGCACUGCCCGAGGGCCCGGGGUCAGUAGGGGGCCCCAUGAGAUGCCCCUGGAACCUUUUUCAUAGGCUUUUUUGAGUUUGGGCAAGGACACAGGGGCCCCAUGAUCCCCUAUUGCCCAGGGCCCCAUGAGUUGUCAGUCCGCCCCAGGACAGGUCUGAUCUUCAUUUUCAGUGCAAUUUCUUUACCUUUGAAUAGUUUGUCAAGAGUCUUCAUUCAACAAUAAUAUAUAAAUAUGAGUCAAAUAUAG
Staurois parvus is the source of this 277-nucleotide messenger RNA. The record is from the annotation of a GenBank genome assembly. Lineage: Eukaryota; Metazoa; Chordata; Amphibia; Anura; Ranidae.